Temnothorax curvispinosus is the source of this 1515-nucleotide messenger RNA. RefSeq lists its product as uncharacterized. The transcript has a single exon. The record is from RefSeq and is a predicted model, not a curated record. NCBI's taxonomy places the organism in Eukaryota, Metazoa, Arthropoda, Insecta, Hymenoptera, Formicidae. Bases 1 to 1515 code for a protein of 504 amino acids.
AUGUACAGACAGAUCAACGUGCAUGAAGAUGACUGGAACUUACAACGGAUUCUCUGGCUCGACGAACUGCUCAAUGAAGUGGCCUAUUAUCUAACCAUGGUCACGUAUGGGACCAAGGCUGCCCCGUUCUUGGCAGUACGAACGCUGCUGCAACUGGUGGAGGACGAAGGCCAUAAUUUUCCCCUUGCAGUGCCGUUCAUCCUUCAAGGUCGAUACGUCGACGACAGCUUUGGAGGCGCUGACACUGUCCAGCAGUUAAUCAAAAUUGCAUUGCAGCUGAAGAACUUGUGCAUGGCGGGCGGUUUCCCAUUGGCCAAGUGGCACGCGACUCAUCCAGACGUGCUCACUGCGGUUCAAGCAGAGAAAGACCAGGGCUCACAAAUUACAUUUGACGAUUGCGCAGCCAAGAUACUCGGAUUACGAUGGCUUCCUCAAGAAGAUUCAUUCGCAUCCGCAACAAGGAUUUUGUCGCAUACCGAUCAUCUCACCAAACGCCUCGUUUUGUCUGAAGUGGCUCAGAUAUUCGAUCCACUAGGCUUUGCAUCACCAGUCGUGAUCAAGGCGAAGAUGCUCUUGCAGGAGCUUUGGCUUCAUAAGCUCCAAUGGGAUGAACCACUGCCAUCCCAGCUCUCAUCACGGUGGCUCAUCAUCAGAAAGGAACUCACUAGCUUGCGCAAGAUCUCAAUACCUCGGUGGUAUAACACAUGGAGUACAUCGUCAGUGGAAUUUCACGGCUUUUCUGAUGCUUCUCAACUGGCAAUGGCUGCAGUCGUAUUUAUCACCGUCCACGGCUCUAAUGGCGCCACGAUUUCAUUGGUGUGCUCCAAAACCAAAAUAGCACCGCUCAAGCGGCUCACCAUCCCGAGACUUGAACUCACCGCAGCACUGCUGCUCUCAAGACUCAUGCAAUACGUUCAAGCCACCUUGAAGUUGAACGUCACAGCAACUCACCUGUGGACGGACUCUGUUGUGACACUCACGUGGAUCAAAUCUCAUGCAUCGCGCUGGAAGGAUUUCGUGAGAAAUCGAGUUUCUCAAAUUCAAGAGCUCACUGCGAACGCACAUUGGAAAUACGUACCAGGUACGUCCAACCCGGCCGACUGCGCAUCACGAGGAUUAAGUACUGCUCAACUCCAAAGCCAUUCAUUAUGGUGGACGGGACCACCGUGGAUACUCACCCCUGAAGCUUGGCCAUCACAACCCUCGCUUUCGGACGAGUUGAGCGCUCAUGAGGCUCGUCCUGGCAUUGCGCUACAUGCGGCCGCAUCUCAACCAGACUAUCAUUGGGACCUGAUAUAUAGGUACUCAACUCUCAAUAAAUUAUUGAAAAUAACAGCUCUUUGUUUCAGAUUCAUAUCGCUUCUGGGAAAGUGCCGAUGCAAGCCACUGGACUUGCACUCAGCUUUGGAGGAGGCCAGAUUAUUCUGGAUUAAGGCUACUCAAGCGGCAUACUUCACGCACGAGAUCAAGAUGCCAACUCGAAACUACCAACUGCUCACGCAUUCAGUCGAUUGA